AUGGGCGCUGAUCGUGAACUGGAAACGGAUCGUCCUCGUAGAGAGAAUCGAGUGUUUUUACUUCAUGAAUUUCGUUUGGGCCACAAAGCAACAGAAGCAACCAACAACAUAUGCAGUAUGAUGGGUGAGAAUGUACUCUAUACUCUUCCAUUGACCAGUGGAAGUAAAUGUGGAUCUUUUAAAGCAGCUCAGCGAACAAGAUCCUCGAUUGACUUUACGGUGCUUAGCAGAGUAGCUUGGGCGCUCUUCUGUUGCAGUAGGAAAACAUCUGAACGAAUUAGGGAAGGCAUGGAAAUAUGGAGUUUGGAUAAUCCACGAGUUAUCACCACAUCAGCUACAACACCGGGCUGA
This is a messenger RNA of Adineta ricciae, 351 nucleotides long. The record is from the annotation of a GenBank genome assembly. NCBI's taxonomy places the organism in Eukaryota, Metazoa, Rotifera, Eurotatoria, Adinetida, Adinetidae.